Molecule: messenger RNA, 642 nt
Organism: Guillardia theta CCMP2712
Lineage: Eukaryota; Cryptophyceae; Pyrenomonadales; Geminigeraceae
Exons: 7
Coding region: 1-642 (213 amino acids)
Source: RefSeq, a predicted model, not a curated record
AUGGCCGUGGGGUGUGCGACGGCCUUCCUUCUGCUGUAUGCCGGAUGGAUCAAGCGCGAUGAGCGAGUGGAGGGUCUCCAGGCUCGAUACGAGUGGAUGCAGGGGCUGAGGAGACAUCCAGCAUAUGUCAGACAACAGAUGAUGAGAUUGCAACCGGCUGUGUAUGUGGAUCGAUGGACCAAGAUGCAGGCAGCCGACCUCCUGGGGAAGAAUGAAAUCCUCGCAGCAAGGGACUCAGGAGUUCCUACCUGCUACCCUGACAUUGUCGUUGACAAAUCUGGAAAGUUGGCGAGAAUGGCGCCUCAGUCGAUUCUCAGGGCAAUCCAGAAACCAGCGUUCAACGUUGUCCCCAGGUCGAGGUCACAAAUGCUAGCCUGUCUCUGCGACUCCUGCGAUCCCAAGGCCGGAUUCCCUCCAGUUUGCAACAACUGCACCUGCGAAGAGACCGUGGACAAGAAUCCGGAUGAGGUCUUCAUGCUUGGGCACGCAAAGGCAUGUCCCGAGAAGGGCUGCCAGAGCAUCAAGAACGAGACUACUCCCAAUGCCCUGCUGGACUUCCCCGAACGUGGGCUUGCUUCAACAAGGAUGGAUGGUUCUGCUCCUGCACUUGCCCUGGACAAGGCUGUCCGUAGCGACAUCUAA